CGGUCAGGAAGACCUGCUCUUUCAGCAGCACGUCAGUCCUGAACCGCCUGCCGGUGUUGCGGGAUUGAUUUCUGGGGCUCUGGAGUUUCCAGCCUGGUGUCCUGCGGAUGGGGCGCUUCGAUUCCCCCCUCUGUCACUUUAAGAAUCCGCGCUGCAGCAGACGCAGUUGCCUCAUUUCAUCUCGGGGCUCCGUGGCUGCAGGAUGGACUCUCAUCAGCACCGCCAGCGUCUCUUCUUCCUUCUGCCUCCCGGGACCAUCAAGUCAGGCAGGAACCGAGGCUCCCCCAGCGCGCGCGGCGUCCCGCUGCCCCCCCGGUACGGCCGCUGCCGCAGCGUUGGGUUUGUUUGUCCCGGCUUGCAUGUAGGACACAGCUGGUGCUGAAUUGGAGUAGCUGUGACAGAACCCAGCAUCCCGCUCUAGAGCUGGGACAUUGCCCCUCACGUCAAUGUCUCUCACUCCCGGUCGAAAACCCGCCUCCAGCCAGCGCAGGCGCUCAGUGGGAACCAGUGGGGUUAGUGGGCGACACGUCCUCAGUGAUGCAUCCAGCACUCACACCUACCCCAGCCGGGCGAGGGCUCCGGAGGGCAGCCCCACGGCCAGGACGUAUCCCAGCACACCCAGGCGUCAAAUGAAGCACACAGCCUGCAGCGACAAUCAUGGAAUCAGGCCCCCCAGCGCAGAGCAGUACCUUACCCCCCUGCAGCAAAAAGAGGUGUGUAUACGACAUCUGCGAGCCAGACUGAGAGAGAAUGUGGAACGGCUUCAUCACAGGGACUAUGAAAUUGAAGAACUGAGGACGCAGCUGUAUAAGAUGCAGGAGGACUGGAUUGAGGAGGAAUGUCACCGCGUGGAGGCCCAGUUAGCUCUCAAAGAGGCUCGGAAGGAGAUCCAGCACCUCCAGGAGGUGGUUGAGUCAGUGCGGUCCAAUCUGGGCAUCAGAGAAAAAGACCAACACGACCACAAGCCAUACCUCGGACUGCAGGGAGCCCGUCCGGGGGGGCGGUCCCGCUCCUGCGGGUGUUCUCCGGCCAGCACGCUGAGCCGCAGCGCCGCCUGCGGGCGACAGAGCACCGAAGCACUGCAGCUGGAGCGCAGCUCUAACGCUCCAGAGCCCGCCGGACCAUCUCACCCCGCGGGGCAAACCCACCUGCUCCUGGAGGCGGCUCUGCUGUCGGACCAGCUGCCACCGCAGACCUGCGACGUUCGGGGCCCGUCGGCGGGGCCGUGCUCGUCCAACCAUGACAGGGUGUGCGGUGGAGGCGGCGUGCUGUCGCACUCCUGCCACACGCUCAGCAGCAGCUGCUUGUGUAGUGGGCGCUCGUACCUCCCUCACCAUCACUUGUUCCUUCACCUGCCUCAAGAGGAGGUCCCAGCUAGAGCGCCGACCGCUGCGGCCCCCACGCCAACUCCCACCAACCCCAUCCCCGUUCCUGUGGUUGAGCGGAAGCCCGAGGUCCGCUCACAGGCCUGCAGCCCCACCAUGACCUGGCUGCAGGAGGAGAGCGGCGUGCAGGAGCUGAGCGUCAUUUCUUUAGCUCCAGCAGACAGCCCCCCCUCAGAGCCCACUUUACCUGCGGCGCCCCCGCCCGAGCACCCCACCCAGAAGUUACCAGCACAACCCCAAACCUCUCAGCCCCAACCUGCAGGCCAAGGGGUCCCCACCCUGGACGAGGACGCGGCGGACGAGGACGACCCCCCGCCGCCGUUGUGCCACUGGAGCCGUUACUUCCUGGUAGAUCUCAUGGCUUUGGCGAUGCCUGUGGUCCCAACUGUGGCGUGGCUGUGCAGGGGGGCGCCACAGGAAGUCAUGCCUGUGUAUCAUAUCGGGUCGCUGCUGAGAGGCUGCUGCGCCGUCGCCCUUCACUCACUCCGCCAGCAGGGUGCAGGGAGGGGGCGCAGGCCUGCCAGCAUGAACGGAACCACCUAGACCAACUUCAGCUGAUCCGAACAUCCCGUCAUUUGGAUUCUGUUAACUUUAGUACAAAGAAUGAAUUUAGUCGUUUGAUUUCUCAAAUCUGCUCCUGCCUGACCUCCUUUUCUUACGCGAUUUGCAUGUAACACACUCGGUUUGGGUUCUCCUGCUUGCAUCAUCGAGCCCAAUGUUGCUUUUAAUGAUGGAACAUCAAAGAUUUGCUGCUUAUGCUACAAAAAUUAAACAUUUCCUAACAUGAGCAUUUUGACUUAAAAACAGAACAUGAUGAUAUUAAGGGAAAAAAAUAUUUUUGAGGAAUUUUCACAGUCGGACCCGAGCAUGUUCAUCUGAUCUCAAACUCAGGAGCCAAAACCAAGAAUAAAAUUCAGAAGCCUCCAAGUUUGUGUUAUACUGUUUAUUUACAUCAUAGAGAUCCAAAACUUGAGUUUAAGGCUGAACAUUUGGUAAGUAAACACGUGAAUGUAUGAGGAAAAUAAGCAUGUUGGUAAAGGGAGUCGAUGUAUUUUGUUUCCCCCCAUCAGGCUAUAGAUUUGUGCAAAGCUUUAAGUAAAAGCUGACUCUCUUUUGUGCGUCAGCGUUCAGAAAUGUUAUGUAACAGAUGUCGAAACUGCAAUAAAAGUACAUGCCUUAGCACUGAA
This is a messenger RNA of Oryzias melastigma (Indian medaka), 2572 nucleotides long. It is a transcript of the gene snpha, whose product is annotated as syntaphilin. Gene Ontology annotation, cellular component: cytoplasmic microtubule; mitochondrion. Bases 447 to 1928 code for a protein of 493 amino acids. Lineage: Eukaryota; Metazoa; Chordata; Actinopteri; Beloniformes; Adrianichthyidae. The transcript has 5 exons. Gene Ontology annotation, biological process: neuron differentiation. The record is from RefSeq and is a predicted model, not a curated record.